UUGCAUCACUUCCUCAUACCCUGUGUGUUGUGUUUUGUACGACUGCACUUUGAAAAGCUACAGAGGGAACUUAGCAUACAUCUACUGAAGACAUUCCGAUGUAGCAUGUCACUGCUCGUGCGGAGUCAUGUCUUGAAGAGAAUCAUCUACAAUGAGCUUCAACAUGUCUUACAGUAUUAUGCCUCUGGAAACUGAGCCCAAUGAAUACAGAACAGCUGCCUUGGUUUUCUACAGUUCUAUUUUUAUAAUUGGAAUAAUUGUAAACAUCACUGCACUAUGGGUCUUUGGCUUGACCACAAAGAGGAGAAACUCUGUGACUGUAUACAUGAUGAAUGUGGCCUUAGUGGACCUGAUUUUUAUUAUGGUUCUGCCUUUCCGCAUGGUUUACUAUGGCAAGAACUACUGGCCCUUUGGAGACAUUUUCUGCCGGAUGACAGCCGCCUUGACUGUCUUUUACCCCUGCAUCGCUCUCUGGCUUUUUGCUUUAAUCAGCGCUGAUCGAUACGUGGCUAUUGUGCAGCCCAAGCACUCCAAGGAGCUGAAGAAUGUAAGCAAAGCCAUGAUCUCCUGCGUUGGCGUGUGGAUAAUGACUCUGGGCAGCACGGUGCCAGUGCUCACUUCAGAAAACGACCCUGAUGCUUUCUCCAACUUCACCACCUGCCUGAAAAUGAGCGACAUCAUACACUUAAAACACUCCAACCCUGUGAACUUCAUGCGUCUCAUCUUCUUUUUUCUUGUCCCUAUUUUCAUCAUGAUCGGAUGCUACUCAGUCAUCGUCGACAACCUCAUUCAUGGGCGGACUUCCAAAUUGAAGCCCAAGGUCAAGACGAAGUCUAUUAGGAUCAUCAUCACCCUGAUUGUUCAAGUGAUUGUUUGCUUUGUCCCCUUUCAUAUCUGCUUUGUCUUCCAAUUGCUGGAGAACAGUGGCAAGGAUUUCAGCGCUUGGGGGGCCUUCACCACCUUCCUUAUGAACCUGAGCACCUGCCUUGACAUUAUCUUAUAUUACAUAGUGUCAAAACAAUUCCAGGAUCGAGUCAUCAGUGUCAUUCUGUACCGCAACUACCUGCGCAGUGUCAGAAGGAAGAGUUUCCGCACAUCCGGCAGCAUCCGUUCACUCAGCAACAUUAACAGUGAAAUGAUUUAAGGAUCCACCAUUUUUAAAUCUUUGAUUUACAUUUUAUUUGAAUUAUUUGUAAAUACGGUUUCACUUUGUGUCAACUUGUUUGAGAUCUGUGGGCAUUGGUGCAUCUGUGCUGUGCUCUGGAUCACGGUCUUGUUCAAUAAUAUCACAGGGGACUUUUCCAAAGUCUUGUAGAUUGAUUUUCCAAUAGAAAUUUGGAACAGUUCUGUUUUCUACACCACUGCAUUCCAUUUCAGAAAAAGUUGAUUUCUAUUUAAGGAAAAUACAUAUGUAUGCCUGAUUUGCACCUGCUUUAUGUAUAUGGUCUUAACUGAAGGCAUUUUGUCUCCAGGUUAACUACAUACAUUUCAUAAAUAUAGCUAUGUCUUUUCUAUGAGCUACUGUAAUGAUCAUUUCCAAAGAAGCAUGUUGACAAAAAUGCAUCCCUUGCAAAAAUAUACAAUACAGCAACCACACAGUUUGGGACAUAGUAUGUUUUAAUAAAGCAAUAUGCCAUUUAUGAAAAAUGUGUUUUGUAGCACUACUACCGCAAAGUUACUGCGUUCAAAAACCUAUUAGUUGGCUACAGCAGUACAAACACUCGUACCCUGCAUUACCUAACAUUUUGAUCACUGUAAUACUUUUAUACUGAUAUGACCAAUUUGAAACAUGCCACUGUAAAACAUCCUGUUAUUAUAUAAAUGAUAUGUUUAGUACAGCAGUAACAUACAUAUGACGUCUCAUACAAUAGAACAACCAACUUCUUAGCACAUUUUGCUUUAUACAAAAAAAAGCUAUUUUUCACAGCACUUAAUUCCAUUUCAUAUAAUUAAUUCCGUGUUUGGCACUGAAAAUCAUCAGCCCUAUAUCUUUCUCGAGGUAAAACAAGCUGUGAUGCUUUUUUUUUUUUUUUUUUGUGGGGGACAAGAUCUGCUUGUUUGUUUGUUUUUCUAAAUAAAGUGUAAAAUAAAAUCCAAUUUAAAAAAUAAACUGUCCAGAUGUUCUGUCUGUUUCGCCUAUAUUCUUAAGUCUGAAGAACUUGAAUGUCUAUUCCCCAUUUCUCAAGAUGCACAACAGCUUUAUUUUCAUAAAUACGUGCGUAAGCCUCCAGUACAUCUCAGUAACCAGGGAUAUUUACCCAUCACACAA
This is a messenger RNA of Polyodon spathula (Mississippi paddlefish), 2269 nucleotides long. RefSeq names its product N-arachidonyl glycine receptor-like. The record is from RefSeq and is a predicted model, not a curated record. Bases 152 to 1144 code for a protein of 330 amino acids. Gene Ontology annotation, cellular component: membrane. Gene Ontology annotation, molecular function: G protein-coupled receptor activity. Lineage: Eukaryota; Metazoa; Chordata; Actinopteri; Acipenseriformes; Polyodontidae. Gene Ontology annotation, biological process: phospholipase C-activating G protein-coupled receptor signaling pathway; positive regulation of Rho protein signal transduction. The transcript is spliced from 2 exons.